Molecule: messenger RNA, 1212 nt
Organism: Diplodia corticola
Lineage: Eukaryota; Fungi; Ascomycota; Dothideomycetes; Botryosphaeriales; Botryosphaeriaceae
Product: agmatinase
Exons: 3
Coding region: 1-1212 (403 amino acids)
Molecular function (GO): metal ion binding; agmatinase activity
Source: RefSeq, a predicted model, not a curated record
AUGCACGUUUCCCUGCUGGCGCUUAGCUGUGCCGCGUCCCUGCCGUUGACGGCUCUCGCCCACGCGGGCCACCACCACGACAGAGAGCCCGUUGACCUGAAGGUUUUGGAGCAGAAAUGGGGCACUGAUUGGGGCUUCUCGGGAAUCUCAACCUUUGCCCACCUCCCGCACGUGAAAUGCCUUACUGAUCCGGAAGUGGAUUUCGAUAUUGGCAUCAUCGGCGCUCCCUUCGAUACGGCUGUAAGCUACCGGCCUGGCGCCCGCUUCGGACCGCGAGCCAUCCGGGCAGGUUCGGCGCGGCAGACGUCGUUCCGCGGCUUCAACCCACGGGCGGGCAUGAACCCGUACACGUCGUGGGCCAAGGUCCUCGACUGCGGCGACAUCCCGGUGACGCCGUUCGACAACGCGCUGGCGCUGCGGCAGAUGAGCGAGGCCUUCGUCGAGCUGGGCAAGCGCCCGCCGUCGGCCGGCUCGCAGGGCUCGUCGUCGCCGUACCGGGCCAAGUCGAAGCUGAUCACGCUGGGCGGCGACCACAGCAUCGCGCUGCCGGCGCUGCGCGCGCUGCACCAGAUCCACGGCCGGCCCAUCGCCGUCGUGCACUUCGACGCCCACCUCGACACCUGGCACCCGGCCAAGUACCCGUCCGCCUGGAUCGACCCGGACGACAGCUCCACCCAGUCCUUCUUCAACCACGGCUCCAUGUUCUGGUUCGCCUCGACCGAAGGGCUCGUCGCCAACGGGUCGAGCGUGCACGCCGGCCUGCGCACCCGCCUGUCGGGCGACGACGACGCCGACUGGGUCGACGACGCCGCCCAGGGCUGGCACCGCAUCGCCGCCGACGACAUCGACGACAUUGGCGCCCGCGGCGUCGUCGACAGCAUCCUCGCGAGCGUCGGCCCGGACGCCCCCGUCUACCUGUCCGUCGACAUCGACGUCAUCGACCCCGGCAUGGCCCCCGCCACGGGCACCCCCGAGCCCGGCGGCUGGACCACCCGCGAGCUCAUCCGCAUCCUGCGCGGCAUCGAGGCCCUGAACGUCGUCGGCGCCGACAUCGUCGAGGUCAGCCCCGCGUACGACGGCCCGGCCGAGAGCACCGCCCUCGCCGCUGCCCAGGUCGGAUAUGAGAUCCUCACCAGCAUGGUGAAGAGGGGUCUGUUGGACCAGGGCAAGGUUGACGAGGGCAAGAAGGGCGAGAAGAAGGACGAGUUGUAA